This is a messenger RNA of Manis javanica (Malayan pangolin), 3848 nucleotides long. Lineage: Eukaryota; Metazoa; Chordata; Mammalia; Pholidota; Manidae. The record is from RefSeq and is a predicted model, not a curated record.
CGCUUCAGCGCCCGGAGCCAGCUGGAUCUUUUCGUCUGGGACGGAGGCGGAGGCUCCGGGCUUAUUGUCGCUGGGGUGGACCCCCUCCUCACGCCCCCAGCCCUCUACCCACCAAGACGAGCCUCCCCACCCAGCACUGCCUCUUGCUGCCCUGGCAGCUGGUCCAGCCAGGAAUUGGCCCUGUUCACUUCUCCUGGGACUUACAGCCCGCACCCCUCCAGGAGCAGACGGGCUCCCCGGGGGUCCCCCAACCUUUUGCUAGAGCCUGCGCUGGCAGUGCCAGCUUGGGAAGGAACAUGAAGGUGGGCUGGCCAGGGGAGAGUCGCUGGCAGGUGGGCCUGGCUGUGGAGGACAGCUCAGCUCUGGGAGCACCACCAGUGGGUGGCCUCCCCGAUGUCAUGCCAGAGGGGAAGCUGCUCGACAUGGUGCUGAGGAGGAUGCACCGGCCCCGAAGCUGCUCCUACCAGCUGCGGCUUGAACACCAGCGCCCCAGCCGCAUCCAGGGGCUUCGCUGGACGCCACUGGCUGACAGUGAGGAGUCCCUGGAUUUCAGCGUGAGCCUGGAACAGGCCUCCAUGGAGCGAGUGCUCAAGGCUGGGAAGCAGCUGCAUCGACAUCUGCUGGCCACUUGCCCAAACCUCAUCCGAGACCGAAAGUACCAUCUUAGGCUCUAUCGGCAGUGCUGCUCUGGCCGGGAGCUGGUGGAUGGGAUCUUGGCCGUGGGGCUUGGGGUCCAUUCCCGGAGCCAAGCUGUGGGGAUCUGCCAGGUGCUGCUGGAUGAAGGGGCCCUCUGCCAUGUGAAACACGACUGGACCUUCCAGGACCGAGACACCCAGUUCUACCGUUUCCCUGGGCCAGAGCCAGAGCCUGCAGGAGUCCAUGAGCUGGAGGAGGAGCUUGUUGAGGCUAUGGCCCUGCUCUCCCAGCGGGGUCCUGAUGCCCUGCUCACUGUGGCACUUCGAAAGCUCCCAGGUCAGCGCACGGAUGAGGAGCUGGACCUCAUCUUCGAGGAGCUGCUGCACAUCAAGGCCGUGGCCCACCUCUCUAACUCGGUGAAGCGAGAAUUAGCUGCAGUUCUGCUCUUUGAGCCACACAGCAAGGCGGGGACAGUGUUGUUUAGCCAGGGGGACAAGGGCACCUCAUGGUACAUCAUCUGGAAGGGGUCUGUCAACGUGGUGACCCAUGGCAGGGUGAGUCCUGCUGCCUCCCAGCCCCUGCAUUUGACUGGUCCCUGUCCACGUGCUCAUGGGCAGGGCCUUGGGGACCUCCCAGGCCUUCCCUGCCUUGGCCACUCUCCCCGUGGCGGGUCUGUCCUGGUGAGGGCUGACGUCCGGCUGCAGGGGCUUGUGACCACGCUGCAUGAGGGAGACGACUUUGGACAGCUGGCUCUGGUGAACGAUGCACCUCGGGCAGCCACCAUCAUCCUGCGAGAAGACAACUGUCAUUUUCUCCGUGUGGACAAACAGGACUUCAACCGGAUCAUCAAGGACGUGGAAGCAAAGACCAUGAGGCUGGAAGAACACGGGAAGGUGGUGCUGGUGCUAGAGCGAGCCUCUCAGGGCGCCGGACCUCCUCGGCCCCCAGCCCCGGGCAGGAGCCGGUAUACAGUGAUGUCUGGCACCCCAGAGAAGAUCCUAGAACUGCUGUUGGAGGCCAUGCGCCCUGAUUCCAGUGCUCAUGACCCAACAGAGACCUUCCUCAGCGACUUCCUCCUGACCCACAGCGUCUUCAUGCCCAGUGCCCAGCUCUGCGCUGCCCUCCUGCACCACUUCCAUGCGGAGCCCGCGGGAGGCGGUGAGCAGGAGCGCAGCACCUAUGUCUGCAACAAGAGGCAGCAGAUCCUGCGGCUGGUCAGCCGGUGGGUGGCCCUGUAUGCCCCCACACUGCACACGGACCCCGUGGCCAUCAGCUUCCUGCAGAAACUCUCCGACCUGGUGAACAGAGACACCCGACUCCACAACCUGCUUCGGGAGCAGUGGCCCGAGAGGCGGCGAUACCACAGGUUGGAAAACGGCUGUGCGAAUACAUCUCCUCAGAUGAAGGCCAGGAACAUGCCUGUCUGGCUUCCCAGCCAGGACGAGUCCCUCCCCAGCAGCAGCUGUGCCAUCCGAGUCGGAGACAAAGUCCCCUAUGACAUCUGCCGACCAGACCACUCAGUGCUGACCCUGCAGUUGCCCGUGACAGCCUCAGUGAGAGAGGUGAUGGCAGCGCUGGCCCAGGAGGGCGGCUGGACCAAGGGGCAGGUGCUCGUGAAGGUCAACUCUGCAGGCGAUACCAUUGGCCUGCAGCCAGAUGCCCGUGGAGUGGCCACAUCCCUGGGUCUCAAUGAGCGCCUUUUCGUUGUCAACCCACAGGAAGUGCAUGAGCUGACUCCACACCCUGAGCAGCUGGGGCCCACUGUGGGCUCUGCUGAGGGGCUGGACCUGGUGACUGCCAAGGACCUGGCGGGCCAGCUGACGGACCAUGACUGGAACCUCUUCAACAGCAUCCACCAGGUGGAGCUGAUCCACUAUGUGCUGGGCCCCCAGCACCUGCGGGACGUCACCACUGCCAACCUGGAGCGCUUCAUGCGCCGCUUCAAUGAGCUGCAGUACUGGGUGGCCACAGAACUGUGUCUGUGCCCUGUGCUCGGACCUCGAGCCCAGCUGCUCAGGAAGUUCAUCAAGCUGGCGGCUCACCUCAAGGAACAAAAGAAUCUCAAUUCCUUCUUUGCUGUCAUGUUUGGCCUCAGCAACUCAGCCAUCAGCCGCCUGGCCAACACUUGGGAGAGGCUGCCCCACAAAGUCAGGAAGCUGUACUCGGCCCUCGAGAGGUUGCUGGACCCCUCAUGGAACCACCGGGUGUACCGACUGGCCCUCACCAAGCUCUCGCCUCCCAUCAUCCCCUUCAUGCCCCUUCUCCUCAAAGACAUGACCUUCAUCCAUGAGGGAAACCACACGCUGGUGGAAAAUCUCAUCAAUUUUGAGAAGAUGAGAAUGAUGGCCAGAGCCGUGCGAACCGUGCAGCGCUGCCGGAGCCACAGCAGCGUGCCCCUCUCGCCGCUCAGGAGCCGUGUGUCCCACUUACACGAGGACCGCCAGGUGGUGAGGAUGUCCACAUGUAAGUGGGGCGGGCUGGGUGCUGUGGCUGGCCGGGCUGGCACUUAGAGGCGCUUGCUCGCUCUGCACAGUCCCCUGGGGCAGGUGGAGGAUGUCCCCAGGUAAAGACGCACAGACAGGCUUGAGGUAAAGUGGCUUGUGGAAGGCAUCCUGCAGGAGUGCUGGGACCUAGGCAUCUUACUCCAGACCUACAUCGUCCUAACUGGCUUUCAGGUGCACGAAACAGGAUUAAUCAUAAUCUGUGGUUCCUACCACACCGCCGCCACUGGCCUUUUCUUUUAUGUAUGUAUCUAUUCUGAUGAUAUAAUGAACGCCCCUAGACCAAGCCAAGAAUAAGCACAUGGACAGUAACUCACACCUCCCUCUGUGGGGUCCCUUCUCCUGUCUGCUUGCCUCUCCCUACCCAUGGUAACCACUCCCCUGAAUUUGGAGCUACUCAUUUUCUUAUUUUUUAAAAAGAGCCUUAUCAUGUAUAUUUAUUUAUAUUUGUAUGUUCAAAUAUAUACAAAUAUAUCUUUAAAAUGCUUUGCAUAUAUAAUGUAUACAUUAUGACAAAAUACCCAUCAGUUUUUAUUAUUUUUGCACUUAGUGAAAGGGGUUUUACACUGUAUGUGAUCUUGGGGACCUGUUUUUUUCUGGGUCUGUGCUUUUCACCCCCAGAUGAGGGUAGGAGGGGAACAGGGGCACAAUCUCCUGGACUGGUCAUGGCGAGAGGCAGAAUGGGUGGUGGGGAGCAGGGAGGCCAAGGGG